Messenger RNA from Saccharomyces kudriavzevii IFO 1802, 1389 nucleotides. It is a transcript of the gene COX10, whose product is annotated as protoheme IX farnesyltransferase. Gene Ontology annotation, biological process: heme biosynthetic process. Bases 1 to 1389 code for a protein of 462 amino acids. Gene Ontology annotation, molecular function: protoheme IX farnesyltransferase activity. Lineage: Eukaryota; Fungi; Ascomycota; Saccharomycetes; Saccharomycetales; Saccharomycetaceae. The record is from RefSeq and is a predicted model, not a curated record. The transcript has a single exon. Gene Ontology annotation, cellular component: mitochondrial membrane; mitochondrion.
AUGAGUUAUUUCCUUCGAACAUCUGCGAGCUUGAUGAGAAGUGUUCUCGUUCAAAAUGGAGGAAACACAUGUCUACGAAUCACUACACAGUUGCAUGAUAUCCCAAUACAGAUCCGAUUCAGCGGGGUUCGUCACGUUGGUGGCAACCAUGGAGGGAGGCAACAGCAUAUAAACACUGCGCCGAUAGAAUUCACUCCAAAUUUUGGAUAUGGUGAUAGAGCCCCUAGUUGCGACAAAAAAGUAAGAGCUACUGCCAUAAAGACCCUAAGAUGCACAGACGACAUUUCCAAUUUAUCUGGAAGUGGAACACCUGCCGAUCCAAGUGCGCAAUUGCCAUUCAGGGUCAAACUUGUGGACCCAGGGGAAAGAAAAUCGAGGAGAUCAUCCCAUGCAACCAGCCAAGCGCUGGAUUUCAAGACUUUAAAGAAGAAAAUAAUCAUCCCAUAUCUACAAUUAACCAAGCCCCGACUCACCAUUCUGGUAAUGCUCAGCGCUAUCUGUUCUUACGCCCUGUCCCCAUAUCCAGCUUCGAUCAGUGAGCUGCUGUGUCUGACAAUUGGAACCACGUUGUGUUCUGGCUCUGCAAAUGCUAUAAAUAUGGGUAGAGAACCGGAUUUUGACAGGCAGAUGGUAAGAACUCAGGCGAGACCGGUUGUGAGAGGUGAUGUUACUCCCACCCAGGCAUUCGAGUUUGCCGCGCUUAUCGGGACACUGGGUGUCUCUGCCUUAUACUUCGGUGUUAAUCCUACUGUUGCUGUUCUUGGUGCUUCCAAUAUUGCGUUAUAUGGCUGGGCCUAUACGUCUAUGAAAAGGAAGCAUAUCAUCAAUACAUGGCUAGGUGCCCUGGUCGGAACAAUUCCUCCGCUUAUGGGAUGGGCAGCUGCAAGUCCUCUUUCACACCCGGGGUCUUGGUGCCUUGCCGGGCUCUUGUUUGCUUGGCAAUUCCCGCACUUUAAUACUUUAAGUCAUAACAUUCGAAAUGAAUACAAAAAUGCUGGAUAUGUUAUGACUGCUUGGAAAAAUCCGCUUUUGAAUGCCCGUGUCUCAUUGAGGUAUUCCAUGCUAAUGUUUCCCCUUUGUUUUGGGUUGUCCUACUUCAACAUUACAGAUUGGUAUUAUCAAAUAGAUGCCGGACUUAUAAAUGCAUGGUUAACGUUUUGGGCAUUUAAGUUUUAUUGGCAACAAAGAAUAAAUUACUCCGCAAAGACAUUGAAAGAUAACGUUAAGUUUAACAAAGGCUUGAGUGUAGCCAACAUAUAUGCGAGGAAAACGUUUAUGGCCAGUGUACUACAUCUACCGGCAAUUUUAAUACUUGCUAUUAUACAUAAGAAGGGUCGCUGGGAUUGGAUCUAUCCUGGCGAGGCAAAGCGACCACAGGAACGCUUUUAG